UUGACCCACAGCCGCGAAUUAGCUUAACAUUUAGUGAUGUCCUGCGCGUAUGUGAGGUGCCGUCGUGAUAACGAUUGAUCUAAUACACACGUAUUUCUCGUUUGUGUUUUUCUUUAGCGGCGAGACGAUUUAGCUUUAUUAAGGGCACCAUCACCCACCAAGCUUUUAGCAUAAAUUUAAGAAAAUGGCACCGGUUUAAUUGUGGUAAUUGAUUUAAUUAGUUGAAAAUAGUACAGACCGCGUUGUUCUGCUGUACACACAAACGUUACUCCGAGCACUCCAAAGUAAAGCAGAGAGGGCCAUCAUUAUGAGUGCCAAAGUCAACAUGGAAUGUCCUCCCAGAGAGCCCGACUGUACCUCGGUGGCCCCACCUGCCAUGCCUACCCCUUCGCCAGGUGAAGCCAUACUCCUCUGCGGGGUGGAUAGUGGGGACAAGAAGCCUCGACCUCAGACGCACACUACCACAGCUCUGCUUCUACCAGCUCCAGCUCCGAGCCACCAAAAAGUGGAGCUGACGCCAACUAUUGCAGUGACGGAUCCAAGUAAAGCAGGCAGGUCCACUGAGGCAGUCAAGCCCACUUUGACUGCGCAGGUGGCGGGGGCUUGUAGCAUCGUCCACGUCCUCGAGUGGAAGGAAGGGAUGGCCAUCCUGCCCGGCAGUAACCUCAAGUUCUGUGUCAAAGAUGUAGGAGCAUUAAGUACAUUGAUCACACCAGGCACCCCCAGCAGUACCAAUGAACCAGCAGCAGGGACUUCUGGUAGAUUGAUCAAUGCAGAAGGCUCCCCACUGGAUAAGCCAGAUGUGUCGGCUCCUGUGGUCCCAGUGAGCGGUGCAGGUGUGGAGACAGAGAGGUUACUUCAUGUCAAACCGGAGGUCCAGAUGGGACUCGUCCAGCAGAACCAUGAUCCCAGAGCUCAGCGGAUUUACACAGAGGAACUACGCAGAGAGCCCAUGGUAGAUAAGAGGAGUGUUGGUGUGGAAAAGGUCCCAGCUGGUGCGAGGGUCUCGUCUUUAAAUCUUGAUCAGCUGAAACCCAUGAGGAAGAGGAAGAGAAAGGAGUAUCUGGGCCCCUCUGAUGAAGACUCUGACAUGGAGGGCAUGGAGGACAAAAUGGAAGAUCUGAAAGCGGAUGGCAGAUUCAUCAGAGGAGGUGGAGACAUGAAGACGGAGCAGUGGACGUGGGCUCAGUAUCUACAAGAAACCAAAACUAUCGCUGCACCUGACAAGCUUUUUCAAGAGACUCAGAGGGCACCCACGGUCAAGAACGGCUUCAAACAGGGGAUGAAGCUGGAGGGCAUCGACCCACAGCACCCAUCCAUGUACUUUGUUCUUACUGUGGCUGAGGUGUGUGGCUACCGUCUGCGCCUCCAUUUUGACGGUUACUCUGACUGCCACGACUUCUGGGUGAAUGCCAACUCACCUGAUGUGCACCCUGCAGGCUGGUGCGAGAGCACACAACACAAAUUGCACACUCCUAAAGGUUGUAAAGAAGAAGAGUUUACGUGGACUAACUAUCUAAGAAUGACUAAAGCACAAGUGGCCCCCAAAGAGCUGUUUGCCAGUCCUGGAAGGAUUGACACCAAAUGUGACUUUGAGAUAGGGAUGAAACUUGAGGCCGUUGAUCGCAUGAACCCAUCCCUCAUCUGCGUGGCAACCAUCACCGACAUGGUGGACGACCGCUUCCUGGUGCACUUUGACAAUUGGGACGACACGUACGACUACUGGUGUGAUGCCACCAGUCCAUACAUCCAUCCUAUUGGUUGGUGUCAGGAGAGAAAUCUGCCCUUAACACCACCCCAAGAUUAUCCUGACCAGGGAGCAUUUUCCUGGUCCCACUACCUGCAUGAGACUUGUUCUAAGGCAGUUGCAGCUGACUCAUUUAAAACGCGCCCAGCCCAUCGCUUCCAGCCUCAGAUGAAACUGGAGGCGGUCGACAAAAGGAGUCCUGGUCUCAUCAGAGUGGCAACGGUGGAGGAAGUCGAGACUCACCGUAUCAAGAUCCACUAUGAUGGAUGGAGUCACAUCUAUGACGAGUGGAUGGACUCGGAUCACCCUGACAUCCACCCAGCAGGCUGGUGUGAAGCCACCGGUCACCCGCUCAAACCCCCACCACAGGACGCCAAACUACAGCAGACACAUGGUGUGAGGGAGCCUCCCACUCUGCCCCAGUCAACUUACCCUCCUUCUGUUCCCUGCAAGCCCAUCAGCCACACAAGAACCAACAAGUACAACUUUCACAACAGGAAGUGUCCAACCCCGGGUUGUGACGGUUCAGGUCACGUGACUGGUCGCUUCACGGCACAUCACUGUGUUUCGGGCUGCCCGUUAGCUGAGCGCAACCAAGGUAGACUCAAGGUGGAGCUGUCAGACUCUGAGAGCAAGAGGAGUCUCUUUUUUGGCCAGAGAACCAAGAAGACACAUUACCGUGGCAGGAUUGGACGUCCACCUAAAUAUAGGAAGAACCAGCAGAGAGACUAUCAGAACAUUACAUCUGAGUGUGUCUAUCCGUCGUUGUUUGUGUCGGCUCUGAGCGGUCAGUCAGACCGUACUCUGUCUCUGUGCUGGGAACAACACUGUAAAUUGCUACCUGGCGUACUGGGCAUUCCCGCUAGUCAGGUGGCGGCUUGGAGUGUGGAGGAGGUCUUCAACUUUGUGCAUAAUCUAAUUGGCUGCGAGGACCAGGCCCGUGUCUUUAAAGACGAGAUGAUUGACGGCGAGGCCUUUCUACUACUGACUCAGGCUGACAUUGUGAAGAUCAUGAGCAUCAAACUCGGCCCCGCCCUCAAGAUUUCCAAUGCCAUCCUCAUGUUCAAGAGCACGGAUGAAUCUCUCAAAUGACUCCGUUAGGGUGGGAUCAUCGGUGCAAUCAGUCAUCACGUGCCAAAUUCAUUGUGCAAGGCAAAAACUCCUUGUCUGAGCCCUUUUUGUGUUUCGUGUCCUGUGCCCAUCAGAUGGUGUGGGGUGGUUGAAGUAAAGGACGUUGAAGUAAAGGACAAUUUAGGAAGGAUAUGACAGACACAAAAUGGAUACCAGGGUGAGUUAGGGAACAUUGUAACAUUUUAGUUGAAGGAAUAGUUGCAUCAUUCUACUGGUACUUGCCCAAACAUUUAGUUCUUUUUGCAAUCGGUAACAUCAUAUCAGUGACACACUACUGUAACAAAUUCUAAUUGAAAAUGAAAAACAUACGUAUGUAUUCCAGCAGCAGGAUCAGAAAUAUUUCAGUUAGGUGGUUGAGUCCACAACCCAUACUGGAAUAGCAACAGUGCUUAGCACACACCAACAGAGAAGCUGUUAAACAUAUCAACCACACUCAUGAAUUUAUGAAAUACACCCACACCAACCUUGCCCAACACACUCGAAAUGUAAGCAGGAACAAAACAAAGUAAAUAACAACAUUUGUGUGGAGUGUAUUGUAAAAAAUAAUAACACCAAUUUUAAGGACAAUUGCAUAUCAUUGAGUGAUUUGGCUAACCAAAUAUUGUCAUGAAAUUCUCAUGAGCAAAAAAUACAGGAUAGAAAACGAAAACAAAACUCAUGGGUAAAGUUCUGCAGUAGGAAGUCUAUACAUUUCCCCAAAUACUAUAUUUGUUUAUAAUUUAAAAUACAUGAGAAGAGGACCUUAAAAAACCUUUUAAAAAAGUGCUCUAUA
This is a messenger RNA of Hippocampus zosterae (dwarf seahorse), 3650 nucleotides long. RefSeq names its product L3MBTL histone methyl-lysine binding protein 1 (gene l3mbtl1). The record is from RefSeq and is a predicted model, not a curated record. The transcript has 22 exons. Bases 308 to 2839 code for a protein of 843 amino acids. Gene Ontology annotation, biological process: regulation of DNA-templated transcription. Lineage: Eukaryota; Metazoa; Chordata; Actinopteri; Syngnathiformes; Syngnathidae. Gene Ontology annotation, cellular component: nucleus. Gene Ontology annotation, molecular function: protein binding; zinc ion binding.